Oncorhynchus masou masou (cherry salmon) is the source of this 1173-nucleotide messenger RNA. RefSeq names its product calcium channel, voltage-dependent, beta 2b (gene cacnb2b). Gene Ontology annotation, biological process: calcium ion transmembrane transport. Gene Ontology annotation, molecular function: protein binding; voltage-gated calcium channel activity. NCBI's taxonomy places the organism in Eukaryota, Metazoa, Chordata, Actinopteri, Salmoniformes, Salmonidae. The transcript has 13 exons. Gene Ontology annotation, cellular component: voltage-gated calcium channel complex. The record is from RefSeq and is a predicted model, not a curated record. Bases 1 to 1173 code for a protein of 390 amino acids.
AUGCCUCCAAAGAAAAAGACCCUGAGGGAUGUAGAUGGUCAUGAGGAGCGGAAUGCCCAGGUCCAGUUGGAGAAGGCCAAGUACAAGCCUGUGGCAUUUGCUGUGCGGUGUAACUUCUAUUACAUACCAGCAGACGACGACAACAUCCCAGUACCAGGCCAGGCUGUGACCUUCGAGGCCAGAGACUUUCUACACGUCAAAGAGAAGUUUAAUAGUGACUGGUGGCUUGGGCGUCCGGUGAAAGAGGAUGGAGUGGUGGGGUUCAUACCCAGUCCAACCAACCUGGAGACCAUCCUGAUAAGGAGAGAUGUCCAGGCCAGGAAAGCUGCCAAAGCUCUGGCCAGUAAAGCAGCAGUUUCUCAAGACACAAAUAAAAAGUACACCCCGCCUUCAACUGUUGCUCAAGCUCAAAAGAAGUCGGGGGAGCAGGUGGCAGCCUAUGACGUGGUUCCUACCAUGCGGCCUGUGGUGCUGAUGGGGCCCUCACUGAAGGGCUUAGAGGUAACAGACAUGAUGCAGAAAGCACUCUUCGACUUUUUAAAACACAGAUUUGAAGGGAGAAUUACUAUAACUCGUGUGACUGCAGACAUCGCUCUAGCGAAGCGGUCCAUACUCAACAACCCCAACAAGAAAGCCCUGAUGGACCGCUCAAACACACGCUCUAACCUAGCCCAAAUCCAGGGGGAGGUGGAGCGGAUCUUUGAGCUAGCCCGGAGCCUACAACUGGUGGUUCUGGAUGCAGACACAGUGAACCACCCCAUCCAGCUGUCUAAAACAUCUCUGGCCCCCAUCCUGGUCUACAUCAAGGUCUCCUCCCCCAAGGUGUUAUCAAGGCUGAUCAAGACCAGGGGUAAGUCUCAGACCAAGCAUCUCAACGUCCAGAUGGUGGCUGCAGACAAGCUGGCCCAGUGCCCAACGGAGAUGUAUGACGUAAUCUUGGAUGAGAACCAGCUGAGUGAUGCCUGUGAGCACAUAGCAGACUACCUAGAGGCCUACUGGAGGGCUACCCACCCCCCAGAAACAGAACCUGUUAACCCCUUAGUGGAGAAGCUGGCAGAGAACACUCUGGCUAUCAGCCCUGCUCCAAAGAUUGCUCAGUUUGGCCGGGCAGUCAGCUCUUGGAAGAGUAUUGGUGGUUCCAAACUUCUUCCAUUUCGGAAUGGAUGCCACUGA